Molecule: messenger RNA, 4727 nt
Organism: Marmota monax (woodchuck)
Lineage: Eukaryota; Metazoa; Chordata; Mammalia; Rodentia; Sciuridae
Gene: Pcbp2
Product: poly(rC) binding protein 2
Exons: 15
Coding region: 220-1635 (471 amino acids)
Biological process (GO): regulation of gene expression; regulation of RNA metabolic process
Cellular component (GO): nucleoplasm; cytoplasm; nucleus
Molecular function (GO): mRNA binding; single-stranded DNA binding
Source: RefSeq, a predicted model, not a curated record
GCCUACCACCUCAGUCUCUCCGGCCGGCCACUCACGCGAGGACCUGGUUCUGGCGCGGCCUAGUAGGCCUCGCGCAAGGCCUACCCCCUCCCCCCCGCCUUUUCCCGGUGGCGGCUGCGCAGGAGUCAAGGAGGGCGCGCGCGCGUUUUUGGCUUUCACCCCCACCAGUGACCAAAGACUUGACCACUCAAAGUCCAGCUCCCCAUAACACUGCUCGACAUGGACACCGGUGUGAUUGAAGGUGGAUUAAAUGUCACUCUCACCAUUCGGCUACUUAUGCAUGGAAAGGAAGUUGGCAGUAUCAUCGGAAAGAAAGGAGAAUCGGUUAAGAAGAUGCGCGAGGAGAGUGGUGCACGUAUCAAUAUCUCAGAAGGGAAUUGUCCUGAGAGAAUUAUCACUUUGGCUGGACCCACUAAUGCCAUCUUCAAAGCCUUUGCUAUGAUCAUUGACAAACUGGAAGAGGACAUCAGCAGCUCUAUGACCAAUAGCACAGCUGCCAGUAGACCCCCGGUCACUCUGAGGCUGGUGGUCCCUGCUAGUCAGUGUGGCUCUCUCAUUGGAAAAGGUGGUUGCAAGAUUAAGGAAAUACGAGAGAGUACAGGGGCUCAAGUCCAGGUGGCAGGGGAUAUGCUCCCCAAUUCAACUGAGCGGGCCAUCACUAUUGCUGGCAUUCCGCAAUCCAUCAUUGAGUGUGUCAAACAGAUCUGCGUGGUCAUGUUGGAGACUCUCUCCCAGUCCCCCCCGAAGGGCGUGACCAUCCCGUACCGGCCCAAGCCGUCAAGUUCUCCAGUCAUCUUUGCAGGUGGUCAGGACAGGUACAGCACAGGCAGCGACAGUGCGAGCUUUCCCCACACCACCCCGUCCAUGUGCCUCAACCCUGACCUGGAGGGACCACCUCUAGAGGCCUAUACCAUUCAAGGACAGUAUGCCAUUCCACAGCCAGAUUUGACCAAGCUGCACCAGUUGGCAAUGCAACAGUCUCAUUUUCCUAUGACGCAUGGCAACACUGGAUUCAGUGGCAUUGAAUCCAGCUCUCCAGAGGUGAAAGGCUAUUGGGCAGGUUUGGAUGCAUCUGCUCAGACUACUUCUCAUGAACUCACCAUUCCAAACGAUUUGAUUGGCUGCAUAAUCGGGCGUCAAGGCGCCAAAAUCAAUGAGAUCCGUCAGAUGUCUGGGGCGCAGAUCAAAAUUGCGAACCCAGUGGAAGGAUCUACCGAUAGGCAGGUUACCAUCACUGGAUCUGCUGCCAGCAUUAGCCUGGCUCAGUAUCUAAUCAACGUCAGUUUAGAAAACGCUAAACCCUCCUCCCAGGCAGCCUCCGUCACGAUCCCUGAUCACCUCAGCAUCAACCUCUCUCAACCCUCCACCCCUUCUUCUUCUUCUUCCUCCUCCACCACCACCCCCUCGCUCGCCACAGCGGGGACCUCCGACGCACCCUCCAGCCUCCCCAACCCUCUUCCGACCGCCCCUUGUGUCUCCAGUCUGCUUGGCAUGAAACCCAUCCCUCUCCUGGCUCUAAAUGUUGUGUCUGCUGCUAAGGGUACCGGGGCUUCAGCUGCCACCACCACCACCUCUGCGGUGCCGUGUGUAACUAACAAACUGAAAGGGGAGAAACAGAGGUUCUCCCCCUACUGAGUGCAUAUCUUGAGGCACCUUCCUCAAGUGUGUAUUGGUUCAUUUUGUUUUAUUUUGUUAACACUGGUGAGAACCAAAUUAUUGUGAGCUUGUGACCGUUUUCCUUUUACUACUUUGGGGUAUAUCUGGGUGGGGGUGGGGGCAAUGAUAACUCUUGUUUAGGUUUAGGCCAUUUCAGCUGAGUGCCUGUUUCAGAGUCUGACUUGUUGAAUUCUUUAUCUAGAGCCACAGUUUUUGCUCUUUCUCAUUCUGUUACCUUUUUUGUAGCUUUAUUCUGCCUUGCAAUAUAAUAAUGUGUUAGGCUCUGUGUUAAUGAAUAAAGGCUUCUCCGUUACCCCCCCCACCCUUUUUUAAUUAUUAAAUGGUUAAGCUAUCAGCAGGCCUUUGGCCAAAUUUGUGUUUCUAGCUGUAAUAAAGUUGCCACAGUAACAACCUUAGUUCACCGUGUGCUGUGACGUGUAAAGGGGUGGGAACUUGUGACCUGUGGCUAAUCCACUAGGAAGUCUAUACAACUGCAUUGGACUUUUGUGUCCCAGGUUAAUUAUAUAAAUCUUUGACAAUAUUGCCACAAAGAGGAAAGGGCUGUGGCAUUUUAGGUGUGAGAGUUCUUCAUAAUUAGCAAGGAUCUUCAUUAGUGAAGAAGAGUUUCUCAUAUCCCAUACCUUGCCAACAGCAGGUAACAAGGGUGUCUGUCUGAGGUAGUUAUCGUGAAGAUCUCUUCCAAGGCAUAUAUAUACAAAUCACUUAACUUCACGCAGAAUGGUGGGACAAGGUGGAGUAAUUCAAAGGCAGGCAGCUACUGUCUAGUUCCUGUGAAUGAGCAUUACCCUUCUUCCUGUGACAUUUGAAAGAUCUUGAACAACCAAUCUGUGACAUUGUCCAGAACUUGAAUAGGAUGCCGACUAAUCCUAAAUCAACUUCAAUUAGUCAUCUAAGUUCCUGUACCCUUCUGGUCUCUGCCUACCCUUCCUAUCUCCAACACUAUGAUAAGUAGGAAAUUAUAAGCUUAAAUUUGAAGCACCCUUGGGGAUCAAAUAAUUUGUAACUCAUUAGUCCUCUCAAAUAACGAAAAAAAAAAAGUCCCUAAGCAUUUAGAUUUGUGCCUUCCCUUUACUCAGUGUACUUCCCUGAGGUUAAUUCAUUUGUUUUUUGGUGCUUGGAUUUGAACACGGCUUGCAUUCUAUCACUGAGCUGCAUUCCUUGUUGCUUUUUCAUUUCCUUAUUCCAGGAUGCACACAAGUCUGAAAUGAUGGGCUGCGGGUAGCUCAGUGUUAGAAUGCUAGUUUGGCAUGUGCUAGGCCCUAGGUUCAAUUCACAGCAGUGCUCUACACAAACAAAAAACAGAACUCUAAAUGUAAAGGCAGGAGGCUUCCAAUUUUCUACAUAUUGCCAGGGUUUUGAAUAUAUAAUGUUCUUCCCCAGAGCAAUAGAGAAAAGAACUUGAUGAUGAGAGAUUUCUCCUUGAUGACCAUUUUCUAUGGUUGACAAUGACAAUGGUUGACAUUGCUUAAAAGAGACAAGAAACCUAGCUAUUCACAAGUAUUCCAGUAUUUUUCUCUGAUGUUAUCCCAGAUUGGGAAUAUGAAUUAGCAUUAUAUGCCCAUAUCAGCAUGAUGAAGGUUUGGAGGGACAAACUUGUGCUUAAUUGUCCAGGUAGAAGUUUUUGUGUUAGUUGCUCUUCCUUCUAUAGUUAGGGACUUAGCAUACUUAUAUCAUGAGGGCUUGGUCUUUUUUUGUUGUUGUUUUAAAUAGGAAGGCCUUUUAACCUAAUGAAUAUUCUUAAGAAGGAUUUCUGAGCAGCAGUUCAAUUAAGGGGCCUCCAAAGAUACUGGGUGUUAAAUUUUUUAAAAGCUUAGAGCUCCCCCAUGUGGUUCCAGAUUUCUUAAUAUAUUCUUUGCAGUGCUGAAGAUUGAACCACACGGCCUGCAUGCUAGGCAACCACCCUGCCACUGAGCUACAUCCCCAGCCCGCUGUGUAUUUCUUGUUCAAUUUUUUCCUGUCCCUGUCUCCUACAUCCCCAUCCCUGCAGAGUCCUGCUUAUGUUUGGUGUAAGUACUGGACAAUUCUUUUUGAUCACUGUAGGGCCAGAGUGCUACAACUUUUUUUUUUUUAAUGGUCCUAGAUUUAAACUGUGGGCCUUUGGUUCCCACAAAACCCUUUUAUUCAGGGCUUAUUGUUGACCUUGCCCUAGAUCUUUUCAAGAAUUAAAUAUUAUUCUUGAUGAGGUGAAGAGAUAAUUUCUGAUUUUAAAAAUAGUUUGUAGUUGAAGGACUCUCUAAUUUCCUGACCUUUGGUUUUCCCUUCUGGCUACUUUUGGCUAUGCCUUGUUGUAGAAGGGUUAUAGAUGUGAGUUGGCAAACUUUCUUGACCAGACACCACCAGUAGGUCAUGCUAGUCAAUUUAGAACCUUUUAUGAAAUUAUUUUUGAGAGUUAAGAUCACUUAUUCUUACAUAUUUAGUUCUGUUCACAGUGUAAGCUAAGUAUCUAAGCAAUAACCUAAUGAGGCUACUUUCAGAUAAUGUUUGUUUUUCAAAUGGCUAUAUUUUACUUAGCAGUUUGGGAGGAGGUAAAUAUGAGCAAUAAAGAAACAUUACUUCUGUGUAUCCAUGUCCUCCAAGAACAGUCUUUGUGGAGGAGCAUAUCUUCAGAAAAUCUAGAAGUUCUAGAGGGCACAGCUUGAGGAACGACACCAACAUUGUUUCUGUUCUGAGGUAGUUUGCCUGAGGAAGCUUAGAUUGAAAGUCCAUUAAAAAAAGGUCAUGGGCUGGGCAUGGUGGUGCACAUCUGUAAUCCCAGCAACUCAGGAAGCUAAGACAGGAGGAUCACAAGAUUGAGGCCAGCCUGGGCAGUUUAGUGGGGCCCCAAGCAAUUUACUGAGGCUGUCUUAAUUUAAAAAGGACUCAGAUGUAGCUCAGUGUUUAGAACCUCUGGGUUCAAGCCCCAGUAUAUCCCCACCCCACCUUAAAAAAAAAAAAAAAAAGUAUUACAGUUCUGGUUAAUCCAAGAAACUGAAGUGUGAUUACCUUCCCCUUCCUCCUCAGUCAGCCAGGCUGAACAUUCUAGAGGCGAGGUGCACCUGGGCACUGGGAAA